Fusarium oxysporum Fo47 is the source of this 1410-nucleotide messenger RNA. Its product is annotated as Gfo/Idh/MocA family protein. Bases 96 to 1322 code for a protein of 408 amino acids. The record is from RefSeq and is a predicted model, not a curated record. The transcript has 2 exons. NCBI's taxonomy places the organism in Eukaryota, Fungi, Ascomycota, Sordariomycetes, Hypocreales, Nectriaceae. Gene Ontology annotation, molecular function: nucleotide binding.
GAGUUGUUGACUUUGAGGAUACUUAUUAACCUCCUCUUUUCAACGUCUUGGUCCUUUGCGUGACAUAUCAACUUCAUCGCCAAUCAAUUGUAAUUAUGGCUCCCUACACUGCUAAAUGGGGCAUCUUGGCUACCGGUGGCAUCGCUGAGUGCUUCACUAAGGAUAUUCUUACAGAUCCUGCCGCUCGCGAUGUCAACGAUGUACAGCAUGAGAUUGUCGCCGUUGCCUCAUCCAGCUCCGUCGACCGUGCGCGCGACUUUAUCAAGAAGAUUGAUGGCCCCUCAUCCGCUGCUGUCUACGGCUCCUACGCUGAGCUAGUCGCCGACCCAAACGUUGACAUCAUCUAUGUUGCUACACCUCACAGCCACCACUUCCAGAAUGCUAUGCUAGCCCUCGAGGCUGGCAAGAAUGUUCUCUGUGAAAAGGCACUCACUGUUACUGCUGCACAGACCAAGAAGCUGUAUGAGGUCGCCAAGUCCAAGAACCUCUUCUUUAUGGAGGCUGUCUGGACACGAUACUUCCCUCUCAGUAUCAAAAUUCGAGAGUUGAUCCAGUCUGGUGCCAUUGGUACUGUUUAUCGCACAUUCGGUAAGAAGAAUGCCUGCCGAAGUUAUACGAUAAAGCUGACUCCUCCUAUAGCCGACCUCUCGUUCAACAAGAAUACUGAUAGCCAAGAUCUUGACUUUCCUGAUUCCAACCGCAUGGUCAAUCCUGAUCUUGCAGGCGGUGCUUUGCUCGACCUCGGCAUCUACUCCUUGACCUGGGUCUUCCAAUCUCUCUAUCAUGUUCAGCCCGAGGCCGAAAAGGAGGCUCCAAAGGUUGUAGCCUCCAUCAACAAGUAUCGCACAGGUGCCGACGAGUCCACGAGUAUCAUCUGUCAGUUCCCUAAGCACAACUCUGUCGGUAUUGCGACUACCUCAUUGCGCAUCGCCACCGACGUCGAUGGUCUCUACACUGGUGGCCCCGCGAUCCGUAUCCAGGGCUCUAAGGGGGAAAUUCAGGUUACUGGUCCUGCGUUCCGGCCAACCGAGUACAAGGUGAUCAAGUCGGACGCGAAUGGCAAGGUGGAAGUAGUGAACUGCCCAAUUCCUACAGAUCCUAAGCGCAACAACUGGGGCCACGGUAUGUUCUGGGAGGCGGAUGAGUGUGCACGUUGCCUACGAGAUGGCAAGAAGGAGAGUGCUUCAAUGCCUUGGUCAGAGAGUAUAGUCAUCAUGGAGGUCAUGGACAGCGCACUCAAGCAGGGCGGUGUGUCCUACCCCGAUCUCAUCACCACUGAUGUCUUCGAUCCCAACAGUCCUCUCAAUACUGGCAAAAAAUGAAGAUAUGACGUGUAAUGCUGGACAUAAUCCUAGAAUUCAUGAUGAAAUAAAAGUUCGAGGAUAUGCAGGGAUAAUCACAGCAUUGAGC